Apis mellifera (honey bee) is the source of this 1496-nucleotide messenger RNA. RefSeq lists its product as uncharacterized. The transcript has 2 exons. The coding region runs from base 362 to 973 and encodes 203 amino acids. Lineage: Eukaryota; Metazoa; Arthropoda; Insecta; Hymenoptera; Apidae. The record is from RefSeq and is a predicted model, not a curated record.
AUUCGACACCAUUUAUAUCAAAACGAAAAUCUCGAGAAUUUUUCCAUCUACCUUGACCCGUGGCACGAUAUUGUUCAUUGCUCGAACAAUAUGAGCUGGCAAAGAAGCGACAUUACGUGCUUCGAAUAUCAAUCUCUAUUGGGUAAUCUCGCGUCAAUCGUUUGUCCAGGAGUCAGCGGCGCGGACAAAAAACAAUAGGGUCGUUGGUACCGAUCGAAUUAGAAGCAUCGAGACGCUACGCCUUUGCAUUGCACACCGGUAUAAAUGAAUUUUGAAAUCAAUGGAUCCUUCAGUCGUUGCCUCGCCUUCGAAGAAAGAAAUCAUUCAAAGAAAGGGAACAAUCGGCUAGGGUUGAAACACCAUGAAGAUUCUACUUCUUGGAUUUUGUCUUUUUUGCCUCUCUACCCUGAGAGUGGAAUCGAAGCCACAAAUAACGAAACUGUUCCCGAUCCCAGAAGAAACAAACGAUCCUCCACAACGAUCCGACAACGAUACGAAGCCUCUGGACAAAUUAUUCGGAAAAUUGCGAGCCACGUACAACUUCGUGUUUCGAAAGCCAGAGAACAUGAGCAACGUGGAGAAAAUUUUGGCCAAGGAUACACCUGACCCUGAUGUCGAAGCGCUUAAAGUAAUCUGGUCUAAUCGAAUGCAAUCGAAUUCGAAGGAUAAGGAGAAUUCGAAGAAGAGUCAACCCAAGGGAAUGUAUUUAGCGGCAAACGACGAAUGGGUGAAUGACAUUCAACCUUUGGAUCGUUUAGAGCCUCUAGAACCAUUGGAAUUGGAGGAUGAGGUAGGAAAUAAUAAGGAUCGAGAGGUGGAGAUCGUUACACCGAGAACCAGUUUCCAGUUUCCGGUCACACUUAGUCGUCAUCUCGUUGAUUGGCUUGGAUCACUUCUGGGAAUUACUUAUGGGAUCUAUUCUAAGUUGGCCAGACUUAUUUAUAGCAAUAAUACUGCAAUACGUAUUAGCUGAUUACAAGAAAUAUAUAUUUUAUAUCACUUUGGGCUUUUUGUUUGUAUUAAAAAUAAUUGAAUAAAAUGAAAAGUGAUGUAGUUCAUCCCAGGAUCUGAAAUAUUAAUAAAAACAUGAUAAUUCAACUUGAUUAGAAUUGUUCAUUGAUUUUCAUCAAUUUCUUAUAAUUUUUCAUUUGUAUAAUAAAAAUUCAUAAAUAUGAUUGAAAUAAAUGAAAUUUUACAGAUAAUACAAGUAAAUUUUUUUCUUUACAUUUAUUUUAUUCAAAAAUAUCUUGGUCUGAAAAAUACAUGUGUUACCUCUUAUCCAUUCAUCUUUUCUUUUUUUUUUCUUUUCUUUUUUGGCAAUCAUCAUAUUAUACAUAACAAUCGUUCAUCGAGUAACACCUUGUCGCGAAUCCAUUGUUAAAAUAUUUCAACACCUUUGUCAUAUCAUUUUACGUAUUAUAAUGUCCGCGAGAAAUGGCCACAAGAAUGUGGACAUUGUUAUCUUACGUACUAUUUAAUUAACUUUAAUGGAAAGA